GGAAACCAAUCAGAGGUGUCUUGCGGGAUAAAUAAAUUAGUCUUUUUCUCCUUUUUUUGGAUUCAAAGAACAGGGACUAGGUUAGCUGGAUAAAAGACCCUUGGACUUAAGACGUUUCGAGUGUUAUGACCACGUCUUUAACAACGGUCGUGAUGUUUGGGAAUGUGGCAAAGCAACCCUUGUGUUGAGUGUGUCGAGAUUUGAAACAAACAGUUGGUAUGUUUACCGGAGUUGGUGAAUAACACUAAAAACACGUAACAGACAUGGAUGAAGGCGACCAAGUACCUCUUUUAGUAAAAGCAAAGAGCAUCGAAGAGAUACAUAAAGAAGAAAAUGAAACACACUCCUUCCAGGCAUUCUUCAACAUCUUCAAUGCGAACAUGGGGACAGGUAUAUUGGCCAUGCCGUAUGUUAUCCGUUUGACCGGUUACUGGGGAGUUGCUAUCGUUAUUUUGGUGGCACUACUCGGGAACUACACUGGAAAAAUUCUGAUCCACUGUCUGCACGAAAACACCCCAGAAGGCCAUUUUAACAAGUUUACUUAUGCCGAUCUCGGGGAAGCUUUCUGGCCCAAGUAUGGGCGACUUAUGGUGCAUAUAACGAACUUCUUCGAACAGUUCUCUCACUGUACACUGUUUCUUAUAAUGUGUGGCACUGUUAUGCACCAUACUUUCCCUGACAGUGGGAUUUCUGAGAGUUUGUGGAUCUGUAUUGUGUCAUUUGCCGUGGUGCCGUGCGCGUUUGUGCGAACCAUGAAGCAUAUCUCGCACAUCAGUAUUCUAACCGUAAUUGUGUCCAUGGGUUCGUCCACCUGUGUUCUUGGCUACAGUCUCUACCACCACGACGACUGGAAAACCCACAACCUCACCUCGUUCAACUUCAGGCAUAUGUCCAUAGCAAUGGGCAUCGUCACGGUGACUUUCUCCUCCACCGCCUAUCUGCCCGCCAUUGAGCGUUCCAUGAAGUACCCGGCUGAGUUCAAUGCGAUGAUGAACUUUACCUACACUCUGGUGACCAUUAUCAAGUACAACUACGGAAUCCUGGUCUAUUUCGCCUUCGGCAAGCACACAGAGCAGCUUAUGACCCUAAGCCUGCCUCUGGGACCCUUCAGAACUGCUCUGGACUUCCUGGUCAUAAUCACCGCCCUCCUGUUCUACGUGGUGCCGAUGUUCACCCUAUACGAUAUUUUCGAGAACCAGUUAGAUAUUCCUCUUUUGCGCAAAGUGGGGGAUCAACCACUAAAGUGUUACAAUGGCUGUACGCCUAAACUCGUGUUCAGGUUUGUGUUUGUCGUGUUGUCAAUGGUCGUGGCAAUCUUUGUCCCACAUUUUGGUCUCCUUAUGGCGUUUGUUGGUGGGUUUACCGGCUCGAUUCUCGUCUACAUCUUUCCAUGCAUGUUCCACGUGAAGCUACAUCAUAAGACGCUACCGUGGUAUUACAUCGCUUUGGAUGUGGCGAUUAUCGUGUUCGGUGCUGUUGCCUGUUUAUGCGGAGUGGUUUUCUCUGGUAUACAAAUUGCCAAGGAGUACGAUUUCUAUAAAAUGUGGGGUAUUGAGCCAGAUACAGAUUAAAACAAGCUUAUAGGAUGCAAUGAAAAUUAAGAUAUAUGGGGAAAUUCCAGUAUGGGUAUAAAACUAUUGACGCGCGUUAACUAAUAUUUGCGUUCAUAGAGUAUGAAUUGAACGUUCAAACACAUUACUUUGUAGUGUGGACGCAUUUUUUUAAUUUUUUUUUAGUAUCGAAUAGGAACAAAUAGGAAAAGAAUAAGUAUUGUGGCUAUACAUUAGAAUUUAUCCGGCAGGAAUUUGAAGCCUCAUUUUGUUAGACACGUUUCUCGAGGCUCCUCGCUGAUGAAAGAUUGUUUGAUGAAGCAAAAAAUAACGCACGCAUUUGAUAUUUCCGGGUUCAGUUUCCUUCCUGCAGUAGCAAAGCUUUUUUUGUCAUUUAUAUUUCAAGGAAUAACAUCCGUAAUGACGCCCAAUUCACACAAGGGAUUUUCCAAUAGAGACGCGAAAAGGGGGCGGUUGUCUACUUUGUUUCUCAAUGUGAACUUCCACCUUCACCACGUAAAGUGAACCCCUACUGAGUGAUUUAAUAGGAAGCUUUAAUUGCGAUUUUAAAAUCAAUAUUCCGGACUAAAAUUGUGUAUUCAAACAUUUACCAUUUUCUUAGCUUGCAGAAAAAGUUUACAUUCCUAAUCAAAAAAUAAUUUAAAAAAACACUGACUUUUUUCGUAUUAUAAAAUGCAUUUUUUAAAUAAGCAUAUUUCUUACGUAUGGAAAAUGGCUUGUUUUAACGAACUAUUACAUUUAGUGAUAUUGAGAGGGUUUGGUAUUCUAUUUUGCUUAUUGUUUGUAUAAAUUAAGGAAAAUAUCCAGAGAGAAGUAUGACCUAUUAUGACCAAUCAUAUAACCCAAACUUGUUCUUAAUCUCUCCUUAAUGUCCAACUUUAUUCUACGCCUAUUUCACAGGCUUUCAUCCACUUCAAAAUAACACAAACCGCAAACUUUUUCGAGUAGUUCCAAACAAUUAGCGCUAACCAAAUUAAGAACCCCUCUUGAAACUCUCGCAGAUGGAAAUGGCUUAGCUAUCCUAGAAGAACACAUAGAGUAUCCUACUUAGUAUAAUAGAAUUGCACGAUAAAAGCGGGAGUAAACAAAUAAGAAAGAUGCGCUACCUUCACCAAUCAUUUAAGACGGUUAUGAGUGUUGAGUUUACUUCAAUUCUAUUAAAACAAUGCUUGCCCGGUCCGAGACGGUGAUAUUUUUUUUUUUUUUUUUGAAUUACAAUUGCGAGUUAGCAAGAAUAGUCUUCACAGUCCUCACAAGUCCUCUUUCGUUUCAAAGUUCAAAGAGGAGCUCCAAAGAGAUGGUUUGUUAAUUUAAAUUUCCGUUGUUGUAAUUAUUACCCGUAACUUGCAGCUGGUUCUCCGAUAAAAAAGAAAGUGAUAAUGUGAAUGUUACAUUCUUUGAUUCGUUAAUGGCAAAACUAGAAAUCAUCCGUUAAAAAAGUAAAAGCAAUAGACAGCGAUGUCUGAUAAAAUAGACUCUGAUGUCUGAUGAAUAGCUUACUUAUCAUUUAGGUUAAAUAUUGUCCUGUGGUCCUUGUAAAAAACAAGCCAUCAUUUUCGACACUAACAAUUUCAUCAUCUACUAUACUGCAAACCAGUGCAAAACAAAAAGAAAAUAUAUUAAGGUCUAGCUUUGUGGGGUUUAUUGUAUUUACCCGUUAUGACGUUGUUAAUGUUUCCGUCAUUGGGCGAUGGCGUUUAUGCGAGGACGAUAUUGAUCUAAAAUAGCUCAUUUUUUGUUGAAAUGACUAAAUUCACCUACAGUGCCGUAGCAGGCUUUGAAAUAUGCCCCCCCCACAAUGCAGAAACAUUUAGAAAAUAUUGGCGACACAGCCUCGCCCCUACCGGUCAUUUCUUCGUAUUUUCUUUAAAUAUUAGGGGGGCACGUGCCCCCCCCCAGUACCCCCACCGCCUGCUACGGCCCUGACCUAGAUUUUGAAAUGGAAUAACAAUACCGUUAGUUUGGCUUAGCUUGAAGGUGAUAUAUCACUGUUUUAUGUCCCAUGUGUGAUAACGUCUAUUUAAGGGCGGCGGCUAUCCGGCUAGGUUGACGGAGAAGAAGGGUCGCAAAUAGAGAAAAGCAGUCAAUUGACGAAAGGUUACGUUCUUGGCUACUCAAUGAGUGUACGACUCUGUCGCGAUCGUGUGUUUGAGGAAUUUUCGAACAAGAUUGAACAGAGAAGCAGUACAAGUCCUGGCGUCCCUAACCCACUAAUCUGCUUUCGAAUUCUUCUAAACAAACACCUCGGUUAUCAUAGCAAGAUAAUGAAAUAAUCAGUUAGCAAAAACGCGGGACCAAACACUUGCGAGCCUUUCGCCAAUCGACAUGUUAGUUAAAUACAAAAUGGUUUGAGUUUAUGCAUCUAGCAUUUGCGCAAACCCGCAAUUUCUCUUGAUAACAGUAAACGAAAUAUGAAAAUAUUGCAUAGCUACGGGCCCGUAGCCAAGAUUUUGAGCGGAGGGUUCGUUUAACCAUAAAGCGGACCCCUUUCUCUUAGGUAGCUCGUCCUAGCUCGCAACGGUUCUCAAUUUUCCUUCAUGACAGCGGACCUUCCAGUCGAGUGGGGUGGUUCUUCCGAACCCCCAGAACCCCCCCUGGCUACGGGCCUGAGCUAUAUUAGUUGGGUCUUAUGUUGGGACUUGCGUUCGUGAAACACUAAAUCAAGACUUGUAAAUAAUGUACAGAACUGGAGGGAUAAAAGAAUCACUUUCGGAAAACGAACUGCAAUAUUGAAUAUAUAUAGCAUUCUCUCCAUUAGUUAGUGCCACAAAUUUAGUUAAGUUGCAAGCUGUAUAUAAGUUUAUUUAUUUAUCUAAUGAUUCUUCAGGAUAACAGUUUGUUAAAUACAGUCACGUGGUGGUUUGCAAGGGAACAAAUAAAGUAUUAAGUAAAACUAAAA
Molecule: messenger RNA, 4470 nt
Organism: Nematostella vectensis (starlet sea anemone)
Lineage: Eukaryota; Metazoa; Cnidaria; Anthozoa; Actiniaria; Edwardsiidae
Product: vesicular inhibitory amino acid transporter
Exons: 1
Coding region: 264-1571 (435 amino acids)
Biological process (GO): amino acid transmembrane transport
Cellular component (GO): vacuolar membrane
Molecular function (GO): amino acid transmembrane transporter activity
Source: RefSeq, a predicted model, not a curated record